Molecule: messenger RNA, 948 nt
Organism: Rhagoletis pomonella (apple maggot)
Lineage: Eukaryota; Metazoa; Arthropoda; Insecta; Diptera; Tephritidae
Product: tyrosine-protein kinase Abl-like
Exons: 3
Coding region: 1-948 (315 amino acids)
Biological process (GO): protein phosphorylation
Molecular function (GO): ATP binding; protein tyrosine kinase activity; protein binding
Source: RefSeq, a predicted model, not a curated record
AUGGAAGCGCUGCGACAAUCUCGCCCGCUGCCACACAUUCCUGCCGGCACAACAUUGCUGGCGGACGCAGAGUUGCCCGGCCAGGAUGGCGCUUCGCUGCACACACAAAGCCACAGUCAAGGCCACAGCUCAGCCACAUCUGGUUUUGAGUCAGCACAUCGUUGGACAUCCAAAGAAAAUCUGCUAGCACCCGGCCCCGAAGAGGACGAUCCACAAUUAUUUGUAGCAUUGUAUGACUUUCAAGCUGGUGGUGAGAAUCAACUAAGUCUGAAGAAGGGAGAACAGGUGCGUAUUUUAUCGUACAACAAAUCGGGCGAAUGGUGUGAGGCACACUCAGAUUCCGGCAAUGUCGGUUGGGUACCAUCGAACUAUGUGACGCCACUUAACUCGCUGGAGAAACACUCUUGGUAUCAUGGACCCAUAUCGCGCAAUGCAGCCGAAUAUUUGCUCAGCUCAGGCAUCAAUGGUAGUUUCUUGGUGCGCGAAAGUGAAAGUUCGCCAGGCCAAAGGAGCAUCAGUUUGAGAUACGAAGGGCGUGUAUAUCACUAUCGCAUCUCAGAGGAUCCGGAUGGUAAAGUUUUUGUCACAGCGGAAGCUAAAUUUAAUACACUCGCCGAACUUGUGCAUCAUCAUAGUGUACAACAUGAAGGGCACGGGUUGAUUACGCCAUUGCUUUAUCCGGCGCCCAAACAAAAUAAACCGACCGUUUUCCCACUCAGUCCCGAACCGGACGAGUGGGAAAUCUGCCGUACGGACAUUGUGAUGAAGCAUAAGUUGGGCGGCGGCCAGUACGGUGAAGUGUACGAGGCUGUUUGGAAGCGUUACGGCAAUACUGUGGCUGUGAAAACGCUCAAGGAGGAUACAAUGGCACUCAAGGACUUCCUCGAAGAGGCGGCUAUUAUGAAAGAGAUGAAGCAUCCAAAUUUGGUGCAACUAAUUGGUGAGUAA